CGUCAGAAUACAAAGAUAAACCAUCACGCUUGACCUACUGAGUAUACCGACACAGAUGGAAUCCGAAGAAUUACCGACAAGCAUAAAAGAUCUCCCGACGCCAUGUCUUCUGGUCGAUAUCGACAGGGUCAAAAGAAACUGCUCUAGAAUGAUAACACGCUACAAAAAGAUAGGAGUGGAACUGCGGCCUCAUAUGAAAACCCACAAAACUAUAGAAGGUGGUGAUCUGAUGACUGACGGAACACGCAGAAAAAUUGUUGUCUCCACUCUAGCCGAAGCGGAAUUUUUCGCAGCUGGCGGAUUUGAUGACAUCAUUUACGGCAAACCUGUCAUUCCAUCACAAAUUCCCAGGUGCAAGAAGCUGCAAGAGAGGUGCACUCAAUUCCAUCUGCUGUUUGAAAACGAAGAGUCAUUUUAUUCGUUAGAGAGGACCCCUCUGGAAAACAAAAAAUGGACAGUGUUCCUGGAAGUAGAUAUCGGGGGCUGCAGAACUGGUGUCCCGUGGGACAGCGAAAGAGUGAUCGAGUUAGCCAGGUUAGCAUCACAGGCCCAGAACGUGGAAUUCAAAGGUAUCUACUCUCAUUCCGCUGUGGCUUACACCAAGACCUCUGAGACUGCCUUGAGGGGUCAGGCCAAACUCGACACCCAAAGAGUCAUGGGCGUGUGUGAUAGAAUCCGACAAGCCGGAAUUGCAGUAGAUUCGGUGGGUCUGGGAGAUACCCCUUCCUGCUCGGUAAUCGACGACUCCAUGGCCAAUCUCACCGAAGUACAUCCUGGCAACUAUGUAUUCUAUGAUACCCAGCAGUGCGGCACUGGUUCCUGUACAAUGGACGACAUCGCUGUUCGCGUGGCCACUCGAGUUAUAAGCCACAAACCAGAAAUCAAUCAAAUCGUAACGGACAGUGGCUUUGUGUCCCUCAGCCAUGACGGAUUAAGCAGCAAUCUUCCGAACGGAAUUGCGGUGUUCCAAGAUCACCCGGAAUUAAGAUUGCAACGUGUAACCCAAGAACAUGGCUGUGUUUCCGUCAAGAGUGGAGAUAUAGACUGCCGUGCCUAUCCUCUGGAUUCCAUGCUGUUCAUCUACCCGUAUCACGCAUGCGCCACAGCAGCCAAUCAUCCGGUGUUUUACGUCCAUUCUGGAGACAAAGUCCUCGGGACGUGGAAACCUGUCAAAGGAUGGUGAACAAUGAAGUUUUCCUUGGAAUUUUCUUUGAACUUCCAGUAACGUACAUGUACCAAUAUCAUAAUUAUGCUGGAAAUAAACAAUUAAGAUUA
Molecule: messenger RNA, 1275 nt
Organism: Ostrea edulis (European flat oyster)
Lineage: Eukaryota; Metazoa; Mollusca; Bivalvia; Ostreida; Ostreidae
Product: D-serine dehydratase-like
Exons: 9
Coding region: 56-1183 (375 amino acids)
Biological process (GO): D-serine catabolic process
Molecular function (GO): D-serine ammonia-lyase activity
Source: RefSeq, a predicted model, not a curated record